Molecule: messenger RNA, 1554 nt
Organism: Adineta ricciae
Lineage: Eukaryota; Metazoa; Rotifera; Eurotatoria; Adinetida; Adinetidae
Source: the annotation of a GenBank genome assembly
AUGGGUCUCGGUGGUAGUAAUUUGAAGAUACCAGGAGGUGGUAGUGAAGGCUAUCAUGUUCUCCGUGUACAAGAUGGUUCACCGGGCCAUAAAGCUGGAUUAGAAGCAUACUUCGAUUUUAUUGUCAGCAUCAAUGGUAUCCGACUCGAUACAGACAACGAUAGAUUUAAAGAAUGUUUGAAAGAAAAUAUGGGUAAACCUGUAGAAUUACUAGUUUAUAGCAGUAAAACGCAAACAGUACGGCAAUUAACAUUAAUUCCACAUGAAAACUGGGGUGGUCAAGGUUCACUCGGCUUGAGUAUUCGUUUUUGCACGUUUGAUAAAGCUAAUGAAAAUGUUUGGCAUGUUCUCGAUGUUCAACAGCAUUCACCAGCAGCCUUAGCCGGUCUACGCUCUCAUACGGAUUAUAUUAUUGGAGCUGACACGUUAUUAAACGAUGCUGAAGAUUUAUUCACUUUAAUUGAAAGCAAUGAAGGAAAACCUCUUAAACUCUACGUUUAUAAUAGUGAAAGUGAUAUGACACGUGAAAUCACUCUGACACCAAAUGGCGGCUGGGGUGGUGAAGGUAGUUUAGGUUGUGGUAUUGGUUAUGGCUACCUUCAUCGAAUACCCAUUCGAACUGCAAGUUCACCAGCGGCUAUCAAACCUCAACCGUCUGGCAAUUCAGCAAUACCUGGUGCCACUGGUAAUGGUUUUGAUAAAGCAACAUUACUUCCAACGAUGCCACCAUCGAAUUUAAACACAGGUGGUAAUUUGAACUUUACUCUUCAACCAACAAAUAUGCCACCUAUAACUGUGACCAUGCCGAAUCUAUUUGUUCCGCCAGCCGCGAAUAUGAAUACAACUGCAACCAAUGAGACAAUAUCGUCACCGAAUGCCGGAUUUCAAGCAACAACAUCCACAACAAAUGUGGCAGCUCAACCUAUGAUGUCAACUACUCAUGAUCCAAGUCAAUUUGCGAAAUAUUUUGGUGAUUUAACAAUAAAUCAAUCAGCCCCAACACCACCACCUCUGCCAACAACAACUUCUGUACCUUCAACGAAUGCUGCAUUCAAUCCUACAUUUACUAAUACCCAAUAUUCUAAUCCAACUCCACCGCCACUAGCUCAAACACAACCCCGAACAAAUUCAGGCCCAAUCGACCAAUUCCCAUCUGCUAUGCCUCCUCCAACAAUGGCUCCAUUUAAUUUCGCACCGGCCAAUCCUCAACAGCCACAGUAUCAACAAUCACAGUAUCAGCAACCCCAGCAACAGUAUUUUCAACCAGUACCGCCAUCAUUAUUUUCUGACUCGCAACAACAACAACAACAGCCACCUCCAUUUCAAUUUAAUCCUGCCUUUAAUACGUAUCCCAACACAUUUAAUACUUCUCCGAUUCCACCACCCCCUUCAUCUGUGCAACAAUCCUCCCGUGCGUCUCCAUUUUCUAACGAUCACCAUGGUCAUUCACACGGCAGUGGUGCCAACGGACAUGGUCAUAGUCACGAUCAUGAAGGAGGUCAUGGUCACAGUCAUGAUCACGACGGAGGCCAUGGACAUAGUCAUGAUCAUUAA